Columba livia (rock pigeon) is the source of this 3421-nucleotide messenger RNA. RefSeq names its product NHERF family PDZ scaffold protein 2 (gene NHERF2). Gene Ontology annotation, molecular function: signaling receptor binding; protein-membrane adaptor activity. Gene Ontology annotation, biological process: protein localization to plasma membrane. The coding region runs from base 166 to 1233 and encodes 355 amino acids. NCBI's taxonomy places the organism in Eukaryota, Metazoa, Chordata, Aves, Columbiformes, Columbidae. The transcript is spliced from 7 exons. Gene Ontology annotation, cellular component: apical plasma membrane. The record is from RefSeq and is a predicted model, not a curated record.
AGCACUCCGGCCCCAACCCCAGCGCCGGCCCCGGCCCGCCCCCAUGUUCCCCGCCCCUCCGCUCCCCGCCGCUCCGCGCCCGCCCCGGGCCGCCCAUAAAAGGGGACCCGCGCCCGCACGCCCCCGCCCGCCGCUCUGCGCCGCCGGCCGCCGGGCGCCCCGGCCAUGGCUAAGGACCAGCUGAAACCGCGGUUGUGCCGAAUGCUGAAGGGGGAGAGCGGGUACGGCUUCCACCUGCACGGCGAGAAGGGCAAGAACGGGCAGUUCAUCCGCAAAGUGGAGCCCGGGUCGCCGGCCGAAGCGGCGGGACUGCGCGCCGGGGACCGCGUCGUCGAGGUGAACGGGCACAACGUGGAGCAGGAGACGCAUCACCAGGUUGUGCAGCGCAUCAAAGCUGUGGAGUCAGAGACACGCUUGCUGGUGGUGGACAAGGAGACGGACGAGUACCUGUGCAGCCUGCGCCUGACGUGCACAGAGGAGAUGGUGCACGGCGGGAUCCUGCUCAACUCCGGCCUCUCGCCCACCAAGUCAGUGGGCAGCGACAAUGGGGAGGUCUGGAAGCCGCAGCUGGACCUGAGCGGGGACAGCCUCUCCCGGCACACACACAGCUUCUCGUCGCAUGGCAGCAGGAAGCAGGAUUUAAAUGGGCAGAAGGAGCUGUGCCCGCGUCUCUGCCACCUGAAGAAAGGCCCCAACGGCUACGGCUUCAACCUGCACAGCGAGAAGUCCCGGCCGGGCCAGUUCAUCCGCUCAGUCGACCCCGACUCGCCGGCCUCCCGAGCGGGGCUGCGGCCCCAGGACCGGCUGGUGGAGGUGAACGGGAUAAACGUGGAAGGGCUGCGGCACUCAGAGGUGGUGUCCCACAUCAAAUCCCAGGAGAAUGAAGCCAGGCUGCUGGUGGUGGACCCCGAAACAGAUGAGUACUUCAAGAAGCUGGGGGUUACCCCCACAGAGGACCACACCAAAGGUGUGGUACCCCAGCCCCUGACAAAUGGAUCUGCACAGACUCAGCUGAAUGGAGGAUCCACAUCUUCAUCUCACAGUGACCUUCAAAGUCCUGGGAAGGAAUCAGAGGACGGAGAUGUGGAGAAGAAGGACCCGUUUGAGGAGAGCGGGCUGAGCCUGAGCCCCACGGCCGCCGAGGCCAAGGAGAAGGUGAGGGCCAAGCGGGUGAAGAAGCGAGCUCCGCAGAUGGACUGGAACAAGAAGCGCGAGAUUUUCAGCAAUUUCUGAGCCUCGCUGGUGGCUCCAGCCGCCGCUCACCUGCCCCUGCCCUGGCUCGGACAUUUUGGAGGUGCCUACGCCCUGUGUCCAUGUGAGAUGCUUUGUGCUCUGCUCUUCACUGGUUGCUUCUACAAGGCGUAUUUUAAAGUCUUUUUUUUUUUUUUUUAAUUUUUUUAUUAUUGUUAUUGUUACUCACCAGCGAUUCUCAUAAGACAAAUGUGACCAAAGCUCCUUUUCUCGCUUGCUCUUCAGCCUGGCUCUGGCCGCCUGCCGUCCCCUGUUCCUGUGAGAAAGGACUGGAAGAGUUUAACUCUUGUUUCUUACCUGCAGCAUUUAGGCUUCUACUACUUUUUGUUUAUAGUGUAGGGUGUUUGUUUUGGUUUUGCGGGUGUCCCAGGCUGAGCCCCGUGGGAUGCUCUGUGCCCCUGUGGGGUGGGGUGUCCCUGAGGCCCCUUCCCCGCCACCCCGUCUGCACGUUAACUACUCACACGAUGGGAAAAUGGACAGUGGCUGUAAAUUGCUCUUGUUGGCUUUUGCUAUUGAAAUGAAAAGUUUUUGUUUUUUAAUGAAGUCUCAUAUGUUUCCAGUUAAUUUAGGAACCUCCCUCCUCACCAGUGACUUCUGCCCUGGCAAUAGAAGCCCUUUUUUCAUUCCUGACAGCUCUGCGGAGGGGAGAGGGCAGGAUUUAAAAACAAAACUGUCGAUGCAGCGCUGAGCUGGGGGGGAAAGGCAGGAGCGGCAGGGCCCUGGGUGCUGGAACAGGAUCCGUGUCCUUUAUUUGUUAUUACUGGGCUAUGUUUGCUGCCUCCAGCCCCUGAGCGUGACCCAGUCCCCAUCUCCGUGUCAGGAGCGUGUCCUCUGAAGCUGUGGGGUCUCCGUGGGGCUGGCUGUGUGUGGUGGGGUGGGUGAUGCUUUGCCUUUCCGUGGCCUCCUUUGGAAACACCCUGCUCAUGGGAUUAGAGCCUCAAAAAUGGAUCUUUACAGCAUUACAAAUUAAGCCCAUUUAAGCUCUUUAUUACUUGCCUUUGGCUGUAAAUGUGGGCAGAUGAUUAAGAGGUUGCAGAGGUGUUUUACAAGCCUGUCCCUGCCUGGGAUUUCAGCUCAAACGCCCCGGCAGCAGCAGGAGGGGACCAGGCACAGCAGGAUGGGCAAGUAUGAAACCACUUUCCCCAGCUGAAAGCAAAUGGCAGCAAUUGCUUGGAUGUCAAUGAGCAUUUUAAAAUGCAGUGCUGGGAUUUUGCCAUGUGUUAACUCCAGCACUACUGUGUUACCAGCCUUUGGCUUGGUCAGUGCUGUGAAUAUUGGAAUGUAUUUCCUGAGUAUUGAGCUAAAUGGUGCCUUAGAACCUGGACUGCUGUCCUGGGCAGCGGGUUGGUGUGCAGAGCUGGGACAUUUGGCUUCUCUGCGGCUGUUGGCUGGUGGGCAAGACAGCACGGACAGCCUAGUGGUGAAGGAGAUGAGUUCUCUUUUAGGAAAGGUCUCUCUUAGGAAUGUUGAUGGGCUGAACAGGUUGAAAAUAAUGACUUAGGAGAGGAAGCGGUGCAGGUGUUGGGUUAUUGGUGACAGGUCUGGCGGGGGGAUGAUGGCUCAGGAUGUGGAGACAUUUGCCUCCCCCCAGCACUCUUCCCUACCCCACUUCAAAUAUAUUACCUGCUCUCUUUUUGAUCCCCUAAAUAUUUGCUUCUGUAAAUUGGUAAUCUUUUGAAGGAGCCCUUUUUUCCCUGGUAUGCACGUUGCUUCCCAUGCCCGCAUAACCAAAGCUCAGGCAGUGCCCUGGUGUGUGCGGGGCAGAGCGUUCCCUGUAUCGCUGACCCAAACUUUGCGCUCUCCGAUGCAUGUCAGAGAGCAAAGACAUAUUGUAAAUACCACAUCUCUCAUACAAGACUGGACCACUGUAGUUAAGGGAGGGGGAAAGAACAUGUAGUUUUGAAUGCAGAUCAAAAGAAAUCAGGUGUGCAACUCUAUACUGAUAAGAUUAUUUUUUUUUUUAAAUCUUAAUCUCUGCUUAGUCCAUGGAAACUGCUCCUGAUUAAAGCACUUAUCAUAUUUCUGACAUCUUGUAGCUCAGUAGUAAUUAUUCAGUUCCUGUACAUUUAACUUGGAAAAAAAAUCAAUACAGUAUAAGGCUAUCAGCUGCAUUGUAAAAACAUGUACACUGUAAUAUCAGUAAUAAACUUGGUUUCCCAUGUACUGAGUA